AUGCCCCUGAUAUCUCCCCCCCGGGUUGCCCAUGACGAGGCGGACUCGCCUGCUCUCUACCGGUUCAAUGCUAUUGAGCCUCUGAACCAGCUGCAAGACCUCCCACCUGUGGUCUUUCCUCAACCUGCAGGCAUCGACGCCGAUAUCCCUCCAACCACCUCCAAACAGCGUCGUCGCGCUUCCAGUCUGGAUGGCUCGCUCGAUUACGAUGUGCACUUGUCUGAGAAAAUCGCCAAAAAUCUCCAAGAAGGGCAAUCCCUGACGACGGGGACAGAGGGAACGGAACACGGGGGAUUAAACCGCUCUCGCAAAUCAUCGUUCUUGUACCGGAGCUACGGUUAUCAUUUUAAUCUCCCGGGUGUUCCGUACGCUGAACCCUGUUUCGCAGCCACAGAAUUCCGGGAUCCCGACUCCUUGGAAGAACAAGAAGAGUCUUCUGAAGAUGACUCAGCGUCCAGUGUGGACGGAGAAUACCUGUCAGAAAAGACACCGCUUGUCUGUGAGACGCGAGAGCUGCGAGCGGGCUCCCACACCCAUCGUUGGAACAAACCACUAGUCGGAGUGGUUUACGAGGUAACUCUAUCCGACUACGCGAAAAUCAUCGCUACGGAGGGGGGCGGCGGUGGUUACCGGGAUAUCGUGGUGGAUUGUCACGCUUUCCCUGAUGACUACAGGUCUACCGAUCCCGUGCCUAGUCAUCCAGACACCCCUCCUUUCAAAGCACAUACUCUCCUCUCGCCCCAGCCCAUGGUUGAUGAAAGCGGCGGUGCGCUAGUGACACCAUCCUCGUGCUCUAAGCCCUCGUCACUGACCUUCGGCCGACAUAUGCGUCCCAAUCUUAAUUACGCUCAGCCUUCUGCUCGCUACCUCGACCUAAUCACCACGGGUGCGAGGGAACAUAAUCUUCCGGUAGCUUAUCAAGAAUAUCUUUCCGGGUUUCAUUCUUAUCAGAUUACAACGUUCCGGCAAAAGGUCGGGAAAGUGGUCAUCCUGCUCUUGUUCGGCCCCAUCAUUCUCUCCCUCUUCGCGCUCUGCAAGAAGCUUGCAGGGCCCGAUGGCCGCAGUCCAGCGUGGCUGUUGUCUCUGUUGAAUUUGAUAUUUGCGACUAUGUGGCAUAGUUAUGAUUGUGUCUUCAAGAAGGUGUUUGGAGAUGGCGAGCGAACAAUGGAUGAUUGA
Penicillium waksmanii is the source of this 1176-nucleotide messenger RNA. RefSeq lists its product as uncharacterized. The record is from RefSeq and is a predicted model, not a curated record. Gene Ontology annotation, molecular function: gamma-glutamylcyclotransferase activity. The coding region runs from base 1 to 1176 and encodes 391 amino acids. The transcript is spliced from 3 exons. NCBI's taxonomy places the organism in Eukaryota, Fungi, Ascomycota, Eurotiomycetes, Eurotiales, Aspergillaceae.